This is a messenger RNA of Gossypium raimondii (Peruvian cotton), 3517 nucleotides long. RefSeq names its product U-box domain-containing protein 44. Gene Ontology annotation, biological process: protein ubiquitination. The record is from RefSeq and is a predicted model, not a curated record. Gene Ontology annotation, molecular function: protein binding; ubiquitin-protein transferase activity. Lineage: Eukaryota; Viridiplantae; Streptophyta; Magnoliopsida; Malvales; Malvaceae. The coding region runs from base 402 to 3437 and encodes 1011 amino acids. The transcript is spliced from 5 exons.
UCUGAAUACAAGACUUGAGGAAUUAUGUAAAAUAUAUAUUUAUUAUAUGUGUACAAAUUACAGGAGAAGGGCUCUGUUUCUAGGGAGAAGUUCUCCAAAGCCGCAUUUUUUCCUGGCUGCGAUUAACUUUCCCGGAAAAUUCGAGAGGUUUUCUCGCAAAUAAAACUUGACCCAAAAGUAAGAGAUGCGUUGACUUACUGUAUCCAGAAAUUGAAUUAACGGUAUCUGAUUUAUAAUUCUAUAAAAUUGAGUUGCAGAGGUUGGUCUUACCAAUUCCAAUGACCUGAAUUCCACCGUACUCUUGGACUCUACAUGGAUAUCAAACAUCGUCAGAACUAAAGAUCUCUUCUGUGAUUGUCUUGUUGAUUGUGUUUUUUUUUUUUUCUUUUGAAUGUUGAAAGAUGGAAAAAGACAUGACUACAACAACUAAAUCAAUGGUUUCACUACCUGAGUUGUUCUCUCAGACCACAGUUGCAAUACUUGAUUGCAUUCAAGCUGCCAAGGCUGUCGUCACACAGACCGAGAAUUUCGAGAAAUUCUCAAAUUUCAUGGAGAAGAUCACACUCAUCUUAAAAGAUUUGUCAAAAUCAAAUGUAGAUGAUUUUGAGAGCUUAAGAAAUGGUCUGGAUAUUGUGAACUUGGAGAUUAAAGUUGUGAAUCAGCUAGCUCUCGAGUGUGGAAGUAGAAACAAGAGUUAUCUCUUGAUCAACUGUAGGAAAAUCUUGAAGCAAUUAGAGAACAGCACGAAAGAGAUUUCUCGAGCACUAAAUCGUAUCCCUUUGGCCCGUUUGGAUGAUCUGAGAAUUAUUAAUAAGAUUACCAGGUUGUGCAAGGAUAUGGCGGAAGCUGAAUAUACUCCCAGUGUAAUGGAGAUUACAGUUUUGGAGAUGAUUGAGUCUGGUUUACAAGAGAGGAAUGUUGAUAGAUGUUAUGCAAAUGAUUUGUUUGUUUUAAUUGCUGAGAGAGUUGGGGUUCCUGAUGAAAACUUGGCCAUGAAAAAGGAACUCGAAGAGUUAAAGGCCGAAGUACAAGAAUCAAAACUUGGAAUCAGCAUGGCUGAAUCUAGAAGAAUGGAACAGAUUGUUGAGUUGCUUGAAAUGGCUGAUGUUAUGACAUCCUAUGAGGAGAAAGCCAAGAGGUAUGAAAACGAGCGGGACUCACUUGGUACUCAACCUUUGCAGGCUCUCCAGUCAUUUUGUUGCCCGAUCACUAUGGAUGUCAUGGUGGAUCCGGUGGAGAUUUCAUCGGGUCGGACAUUUGAAAGAAGUGCCAUCGAGAGAUGGUUUGCAGACGGACAUAAGGACUGUCCAUCAACCUCAAUACAAUUGGAUUCAUUGGUUUUACAGCCUAACAGAACUCUUAGACAAACAAUUGAAGAAUGGAAAUACAGGAACAAGAUGAUCACCAUUGUUUCUAUCAAACCUAAACUUCAGUCAAAUGAUGAACACGAAGUGCUUCAAUCUCUAUGUGAGCUGCAGGAUCUAUGCAGGGAACGGGAGCUGCACUGUGAGUGGGUGACAUUUGAGGGUUAUAUACCAAUUCUCACUGGACUUCUUAGUGCAAAAAAUCGUGAAGUAAGAACACAGGCUCUAGCCAUUCUCUGCAUUCUUGUUAAAGACAGUCAUGAUAACAAGGAAAGAAUUGCAAAAGAAGAUGAUGCACUCAAAUCCAUUGUCCGCUCACUUGCUCGCCAAAUAAAGGAAAGCAAGUUGGCCUUAGAGUUGUUAUUGCAAUUAUCAAGAAGCAGUGUAGUGCGAGAUGUCAUUGGAACCAUUCAAGGCUGUAUAUUUCUUGUAGUUAAUAUGCUAAACAGUGAUGACGCUCAAGCUUCUAGAGACUCAAGAGAGCUUUUGGACAAUCUUUCUUUUCUUGAUAACAAUGUUAUAGAGAUGGCUAAGGCAAAUUUCUUCAAACCUUUAUUGCACCUUCUUUCUUCAGGACCAGAUGAUGUGAGGUUUCUGAUGGCUAAGACAUUGUCUGAAAUUGACUUAACUGAUCAUCAUAAACUAUCCCUAGUUAAAGAUGGGGGAGCACUAGGACCUCUUCUUCAGUUACUCUCUCAUGAAGAUCUAGGGAUGAAAACAGUGGCAGUUAAAGCCCUUCAGAAUCUGUCAAGCUUGCCCCAAAAUGGGUUGCAGAUGAUCAAAGAAGGUGCAGUUGGACCAUUAUUUGAAAUCCUUUAUUGCCAUAGCUUGUCAUCCCCAAGUUUGCGUGAACAGGUUGCAGUUGUAAUCAUGCACCUUGCCAAAUCAACUAAUAGCCCAGCAGCUGACGAUGAGAAAAUCUCAUUGCUGGAAUCUGGUGAAGAUAUCUUUAAGUUAUUUUCAUUGAUUUCUUUCACGGGACCCAACAUUCAAAGAAACAUUCUUGAAGCUUUUUGUGCAGUGUGCUGGUCAUCUUUAGGUUCAGAAAUCAGAGCAAAGUUGAGACAGCUCCCUGCUGUCCAAGUGUUGGUUCAAUUAUGUGAGGUAAACAACCAAAUGGUGAGGGUGAGAGCAAGUGCAGUGAAGUUAUUCUAUUGCUUGACAAUAGAUGGCGAUGACAUCAGUUUCCAGGACCAUGUGGGUCAGAGAUGCAUUGAUACAUUGCUAAAGAUCAUAAAAUCUCCAACUGAUGAAGAAGAGGCCGCUGCAGCUAUGGGUAUCAUCUCGAAUCUUCCCAAGGACUUACAGAUAACUCAAUGGCUUCUAGAUUCCGGGGCACUGGAUAUAAUAAUCUUUGCUUUCAUAACUGGUAGAAACCGAAAUGCCUUGAACAAGGAGCAUGGAAUAGAAGAUGCUGUUAGAGCCCUUUGUCGUUUCACUGUUUCAACAAAUAAAGAAUGGCAGAAAAAGGUUGCUGAAACUGGUGUUGUUCUGGAAUUGACAAAAUUACUAGUUUCAGGCACUCCUUUAACAAAACAAUAUGCAGCGGUGUCGCUUAAACAGUUUUCAGAAAGUUCCACCGCAAUGAGCCAGCCAUUAAAGAAAACGAGAGCUUUCAUUUGCUGCUUUGCUGCAUCAGAAACAGGCUGCCAAGUACACCGGGGUAUAUGUACAGUUGAGUCUUCAUUUUGCAUUUUAGAGGCCGAUGCUGUCGAGCCACUGGUUCGGAUGCUUGAGGACGGACAUUUUGGAGCUGCUGAAGCUUCUUUAGACGCCCUGUUGACGUUGAUUGACAAUGAAAGAUUGCAAAAUGGUUGCAAAGUGCUUGACCAAGUAAAUGCCAUUCCUCCAAUUAUAAAACUACUGAGUUCAACUUCAACCAAAUUGCAGGAAAAAGCAUUGGGAGCUCUAGAAAGGAUAUUUCGGUUGCCUGAGAUGAAGCAGAGAUACGCGACAUUGGCUCAAAUGCCAAUCGUCGAUAUAACUCAAAGGGGAAGCAGUGGAAUGAAAUCAAUGGCUGCCAAAGUCCUUGCCCAGUUGAAUGUUCUAGGUGAACAGUCUUCAUAUUUCUAAAUCUGAUAUAUGAUACAACGCCUGUAAUUUUCAAAUAAAUAUCUAUUUUUAAACUGGUGAAAAGAACUCCAAUUUUCUUC